UUUUUUUUUUUUUUUUUCCUCUCUUUCUUCAUUAUAAAUAUAUAAAAUCAUGUCUGCUUUUAUUCCCGUUAAUCCUAAGCCUUUUCUUAGCGAUCUUACCGGUAAACCAGUUUCUGUUAAAUUGAAGUGGGGUGGUGAAUAUCGAGGAUAUUUAGUUUCAGUUGAUAACUAUAUGAAUCUUCAAUUGGCAAAUACAGAAGAAUUUCAAAAUGGUGUUUCUGUUGGUACACUUGGAGAAGUGUUGAUUAGAUGUAAUAAUGUUCUUUAUAUUCGUGGAGCUGAAGAAGAAGAUGUUAAAAUGGAAGAUUAAAUCCCCCCCAUUCAUUCAAAGAAAUGGACAAGUUAUAUAUUUAAAUAAUAAUAAAAGCAGUUUGUAUAUGGAAUGUUGUUAUUUUAUAACCUCUCCCUUCCCCUCCCCUUUAUAUAAAUAUAGAUAGAUAGAUA
Molecule: messenger RNA, 444 nt
Organism: Cokeromyces recurvatus
Lineage: Eukaryota; Fungi; Mucoromycota; Mucoromycetes; Mucorales; Mucoraceae
Product: small nuclear ribonucleoprotein F
Exons: 4
Coding region: 50-310 (86 amino acids)
Biological process (GO): spliceosomal snRNP assembly; mRNA splicing, via spliceosome
Cellular component (GO): U1 snRNP; catalytic step 2 spliceosome
Molecular function (GO): RNA binding
Source: RefSeq, a predicted model, not a curated record